Messenger RNA from Lathyrus sativus (Indian pea), 816 nucleotides. NCBI's taxonomy places the organism in Eukaryota, Viridiplantae, Streptophyta, Magnoliopsida, Fabales, Fabaceae. The record is from the annotation of a GenBank genome assembly.
AUGAUCAAAUGUUAUGACUUACUUCUCUAUAUAUGGCAGUGCUUUGUUUUGUAUUUUUUGGAUUUUGUUUGCAAACGAUAUGACAAGUCACUGCAGGGAAUACCAACAAAUGAGUUUGUAAAUGAGAAUCAUCACGAAGCUUCUUCAUCAACGUGUCAUAUACCAACAAAUGAUUCUACACCUUUUAAUUUUACUCCAAGACCACAUACUGCAAGUGAUAUGUUAGAUGAUGAAGACUCAUCUGAUGAUUAUUCAAGUGAAGAAAUUGGUGAAUAUCAAAAGAGUUAUACAUUAUACAACACCGUGUUUGCAUUCACAUCGCCUGAAAUGAAAAUUGAUAACAAUCAAAGAGGCAGAGGACCGCCUAUCAUAAGAAUUCAGGGACAAACUUGCCAUAGAAUUGGAAGCAUGCUUCCUUUUCCUGGACAUUCACCAAAGUUUUCACAGUUAUACAUAUACGACACCGACAAUGAGAUUGGUAAUAGGAUGCAAAGUUUUGGCAACAACUCUAAUAUUCUGCCAGACACUGUUGAAAAGUUGAAAUGUAUGUUGGGUGAUGUCAAACCACAUGCAAAGUCUUUUCGAAUGGAAGCUGAAAGAUUAAAGCACUGUGAAUUUUGUGAUCUAAAGUUAAAUUUAAUUUUUAAAAGACCCGCGGUUGGACGGAUUUACAACCAACCAACAGUUUCAGAGGUAGUUGCACUUAUUGUUAGUGAUGUUGAUACAGAGAAUAAAAGAGAUAUCAUACUUGAAAGACAGAGUGGUAGAUUGAAAAUAAUUAGUGAGUUUCAUCCAAGUUAUAUGGCAUGUCAGUAA